Messenger RNA from Apis laboriosa (Himalayan honeybee), 2519 nucleotides. RefSeq names its product SAP30-binding protein. Gene Ontology annotation, biological process: regulation of DNA-templated transcription. The transcript has 3 exons. Gene Ontology annotation, cellular component: nucleus. Lineage: Eukaryota; Metazoa; Arthropoda; Insecta; Hymenoptera; Apidae. Bases 546 to 1538 code for a protein of 330 amino acids. The record is from RefSeq and is a predicted model, not a curated record.
AUAAUAACAAUAGAAAAAAAAAUAGCAGAGGUCAGAAUUACACUUGUUUCAAGUUUUUUUUAAUCUUUCGUUAAGAGCACGAAAGUAUGUAUUUUAUUAAUUUUGCGCAUGCGCAUCAUCAUAAUUCGUAAAAAGAGUACAAGAACUUAGAAUAUCACGGUAUACAUUGAUAACGUUCGAAUUUUUCGGCCAAGGAAACUUUAAUUAAUAGGAGGAUAAUAAGUCGUAAGUUUAUUGUAAUGAAUGGAAAAUCAGGUAUAGUGUAAGCAGGAAAACUGUGGAUUCGUAUAGUCAGCUAUCUAUCAUAAAUAGAAUAAGGAAUCACAAACUUAUUAAUGAAAUGUGUAACUUGGAAUAUUUUAUAUAUACGGUAUAGUAAUAGAUUUUCCAACAAAACAUUGGGGCAUAUUUAAUGUUGAUAUAAGGCAUAUUUAUAUAUGUAAAAGCCCAAUACAACUAAAAGGCGUACAACUCUACGCUAUACCGGUGAGUUCCAACACAAAAUAUUGCUUGGUAGUACGGCGGACACUCAAAGCCAACUAACCAUGUCUGUACAAAGUGUUGCUCUGGCAUCUCUCACGGCCACCUAUACCGACUCGGAGGGCGAAGACGGGGUGGAAGACGACCUUCAGGAGAAUUCGAACACUCCCCAGGGGGCCGCCCCGCAUAAUGCCCAAGUCGGUCAGCCCCAGGCUUUCACCAGUCCCAAAUCUGGCACAUCAGCCUCAAAUAGUCCCGUUGUUGCUCCCAACGUCGGUGGCAAGUCUAGUAACGAUUUGUCGAACGCGCCCACCUUAGUAACAGAUGUGACAUCUAAGGUGCAGAGAUUGGUUUCAUACUUUGAUGAUUCAAUAGUCUCCGAUGACGAGGGAGUGGUACAGACACAGAUCGAUGGACAGCCUUUUGAAAAUGGAAGGCCCUCCUCGAUUAUGGAAUGCUCUCCCUGUUGUCAAGGAGAACAAUUAGUUUCAGAUAGCGAGGUGGACUCCUAUGGCGUCACUAUACCACCAGAGCCACCAGGGCAGUGUCCUGUGGAACUGCAGGAAAAAAUAACAAAACUUUUUAGGAAAAUGGAGAGCAGUGGUUUGGAUAUGAACAAAGUUAUUCAACAAAGGAAGGAUUUUAGAAAUCCAUCCAUUUAUGAAAAGCUAAUUCAAUUUUGUAGCAUCAAUGAAUUGGGUACUAAUUAUCCUCCAGACAGAUUUGAUCCAUUUAAGUGGGGUAAAGACUCGUAUUAUGAGGAACUUGCCAAAGUUCAAAAAACCGAGAUGGAUAAACUUGAAAAGGCUAGGAAAGAGAAAACAAAAAUUGAAAUCGUUUCUGGUACAGCUAAACGACCCAAUAAUUCUAGUACAACAGACGAUGAUGCUAAAAAAAGGAAAAGUAAAUGGGAUCAAGUUGCAACAGGAGCUACUGCCUCGAUAAAACCAACUGUUUUGUUGUCUCAACCAACUCUUACUACUUUAACAUCGUCUGCAACUGGUACCAAAGCAACGGUAAUAUCUGCUUUUGGAUCUUUACCAAAGAAAAGACUGUAACAUACACUGUAAAUCAUUUGUAAAUAUUAUGUUUUUCGAAAAAGCAACACUUCAUUCUUCAUUUAAUAUUACACCAUAUACAGCGAGUUUUAUAGAAAAGUGCAGCAAAUUUCAUGCAUGAAUUUGUAUACAGAUUCACACAGUAUGCCUAUAUUCGUAUUUAAUUAUUGGCUUUAUUGAAUUUAGUGAUUCAACAUUUAAUUUCAUGAGAUAAAGCAUUUUGAAAGUAUAUCAAUAGUACGAGAUUACUAUCUUUAUCAAUAAGGAUAACUGAAUAAAAAAGAAAAAGAAUAAUAAAAGCUAAGGAAGAAGGAUUCUGGAAUUAAAUGGCAAGUGGAAUAAUGUGUUCCACUAUUGAGUUCUUUUACCACUUUUUUUCUCUGUAAAAUAUUUUGAAUUUAAGAUACAUUUUGAUAUUCAUCAUCUUUACGUGAUAUUUUUUCUAUGCUAUUAAUAUGUUAAUGGAUUGAAAGAAAAGUAAAAGUAAAAAAAAAGAAAAAAAACGAAAACAACGAUAACUUUAAUAUAAAAGGAAUUCUUUUUCUUCUUGUGAAUAUGCAUAUUUGUAGAUAUAUACACAUAAAUGCUGGUCAGUGAAACUUUUUUAAGUAUUUUUAUUUUAUGAAUCGACGAAUAAUGUAAAAUAUGUACAUUAUAACAUGUGCUGCCAUCACGAAUAAUUUGAAUCUUUUCCAAUUUAGAUUAACAUUGAAAAAAUAAUUAUUAUUUAUAAUCAUAAUUGUAAGAAAUAAGUUCAUUGAUACAAAAUUAGAAUUGAUUUAAUUUCUUGUAAAUCGAAAUAAAUGAUUAUUAGUGAUACUUUUAUACGAAAGAUUUGUAUGUUUAGAAAUCCAAUGUCCCAUAGCUUAAUAAAUGUGAAAAUCAUAUACAAGUUGACUGAUAUAAUGGAAUAAAUCAUCUCUUUUCUGAUUAUAAUUAAAAAAGCAAAAUGUUUAAAAGAUAAGGAAAAAUAUAUAUAUA